Molecule: messenger RNA, 2745 nt
Organism: Aethina tumida (small hive beetle)
Lineage: Eukaryota; Metazoa; Arthropoda; Insecta; Coleoptera; Nitidulidae
Product: protein toll-like
Exons: 4
Coding region: 1-2745 (914 amino acids)
Molecular function (GO): protein binding
Source: RefSeq, a predicted model, not a curated record
AUGUAUAGACAGACGUUAAUAUUGCUCUUGUUGGCUGUUUCAUCCUAUUCCGAAAUUAAAUGUGUGAAACAAACAAACUGCCACUGUUACGAUGGUGAUUACUUAGAAUAUCAGUGCACAAAACCCGAUGUCAUUAUCCACGUGUAUAAACAAACCAGAAUCGUGCAAGUCGACUGUUCCUCAACAACACCUUUGAAUGAAAUGGACCUCCCGGUGAUGGAUGUUGGUGAACAAGUAAGACUUCAUUUAUCUGGUUGCGGACUUCCAAACACGAACUAUCUUUCUUUAUUACGAAGGAUGAAUGUGACAAAAAUAACUGAACUGACCCUCGAUGAAAGUACUUUCAACAUCACAGACAUGGUCAUUUUUUCUAAGGAUUUACUUUACGAAAUGGAAUUUGUUGAGCACUUAAAGAUACAGAGCGUUAGACACUUGCAAACUGAAGAUAACAUUUUAGAGGCAGUGCCAAACUUAAAGGAAUUUACUCUACGUUUUAGUAAUAUUUCAAAUAAGAUGAAUAUCAAUUUGUCCUUUGUUAAAGAUCUUACAUAUUUAGAUAUGAGUGCAGUAGAGUUGGAAAAAAUUCCUUUAAAUGAAUACAGUAACUUUCUACAACUAAAACGUGUUUAUUUAUUUGAUAACACUAUUAAGACAAUAGGGAUUAAUGAUUUUAAAAGUGCUGUGAAUAUAGAAGUUUUAGAAUUAAGCAUGAAUCAGAUACAAUCUGUAGAUGGAGAGGCAUUUCAGAACAUGAACAAUUUAUAUAUCCUUAGUUUGUUUAGAAACAAUCUGUCGGACAUCACAAAAGACACCUUCAAACAUGCCAAGAAUUUAUCUAUACUACGUUUAGAGUACAAUCCAAUGUUAAGACUCCACGAUUAUGCUUUCGCAAAUAUGACAAAUUUAACAACAAUAUCACUGAAUAAUUGUAAUAUUCAGAAAUUACCAGCACAUUUAUUUGAAGGCACUACAAAUUUGGAAGACUUAAUGCUAAACAAUAACCAGCUAUCGAUAAUUCCUGACAACUUCUUCGAUUCAUUAAUUAAUUUGAAAAAGUUAAGAUUGGAUUACAAUAAAAUUAUUUAUUUACAAGAAGACACAUUCAAGUCCCUUGAAGCACUAGAAGAAUUAAGUUUGGAAUACAAUUUUUUAACAGUAAUAAGUACAAAGUUAUUUUACCAACAAAAAAAUUUAGAGAAGCUGAACUUGCAAGGAAAUCAAAUUGAAAAAAUUGAAGGUACCCUCUUGAUAAAUAGGAAACUUCGAGUCCUUGAUUUGUCCAAUAACAAAAUGGCUACGUUAAAGACUGAUGCCGACAUAGAACUGAAUGUUUUGGACAAUUUGCUAGGCUUGAAGUAUCUCAAUUUAAGUAGGAAUUUAUUGGAAAGUGUGAAUAUCCCUUAUUCUAUGGUAAAAAUAGAAGAGGUGGAUAUGGCGUAUAACAAAAUUAAACAAAUUUCGUUGAUAACUUUAUCCAAUAUUCUCACGCCUAGUCUCAGAGUGGACCUAUCGAAUAAUGAAAUUUCGAGGAUCGAUAGUACAAUUUAUGCCCAUUCAAAUUAUAACAAACAAGAAAUAUCACUUUUCUUAGAUAACAAUCCAAUUGAUUGUGACUGUUACAAUUACAAUUUUAUACAGGACUAUCCUGGCAUUAGAAUUGCAAAUCUAGUAUUCUAUAUUCAAAAUUAUGAAAAAUUAAAAUGCACGUCAGACAUUCGUUUAGUGGACCUAACCAGACAUUUGGAUAUUAUUAAUUGUCCAGAUGAUCCUUCCUUACAAGAUGGAAAUGAAAAUGUGACGAAAUUUAAUUUAUCUAACCAUAAAUUUAAAUUAGAAACAUUGAAAAUUUUAGGCAUUAAAAUGAGAGGAAUUCUCAAAUUGUUGAUAUUUGCCACGUUCAUUACCCACAUGAAUAUGUUCAGUCUUGGCAUGAACAAAAGCUCACACGAUGCCAUCACAUUCCCAGAAGAAGACGAAAUAAUCGCUCCGAGAAUCGAAGACCUGACAAAAUGCUCCAACGGACGUACAUACUGCGAAUCCUUCGACAAGUACCCAACCAGUCACGUGAAGUACGUGAUGCGGGAGAAUCCGGUUUACAAAGCUCUCUUCGGCGAAGAGGAAGAGAGCGAAUUUAUAUCUAGAAGAGACGAAAAUGAAACGUUCCUUUGUAAGUCGAGUGUCAAAACCAUCUUCCCGAAAGUUGGUAAAAAUGUCAACAACGAAUGGAGGUUCAUCAUAAAUCAAAAGGACGACGGAUUUGUGCAGGGUAUACGAGUGGAGACCUGCAUAUCGGAGGACUCGCCCUGCGACAUUAUCAAUGAAAUGCUCACCCUUUACGUGACAAAAUGCAAACAGAAGUACGUGCGUCGGCGGAUGUUGUCUUUGACGAAACAAGGUGAACCUGUUCCGGACACGUUCCUUAUGCCAUCAGCAUGUUGUUGCUCGUACAAAAAUUGGUUAAUCAAUGCUUUUGCAAAUAUGAAAAAUUUAACGGAAAUAUCCCUAAAUAAUUGUAACAUACAGAAGCUGCCGGCAAAUUUGUUCAAAGGCUCAACAAACUUACAAGAUGUGAAACUGGACAACAACCAGCUGUCGACAAUUCCUAACAAGUUCUUCGAUUCAUUAAGCAAGAUGAAAAAAUUAAGGCUGGAUCACAACAACAUACAAGUGUUACCAAUCGAUAUUUUCGAGCCUCUUGAAUCACUGAAGGAAUUAAAUUUGGGACACAAUUAUCUAACUGUAUAA